AUGUUCUGUAUUCGCUGCAGGGCUCUGCCCUCAAUUCAAAGCGCAGCAUCUGCCACGCGCAUGCCCACAACCAGAAUCUCGCAAUUGACCCCACGAACGCUCACAACACCUGCGGCUUCUCCCUCCGCCCGUUUCUUUUCCUCCACGCUCCUCUCGACGCCAACUCGCGCCCUCGUCUCCAAUCAGCCUCUCUUUUCUCGGGCUCCUUCAGCAACCACCUCUUCUCUCCCCUCGAUCUUCUCAUUGCUUCCUCCUCAGACUCGCGCUUUCUCGGCGACCGCUGCCCUGGGCGUCAAGCGUAAUACAUUCCGCCCCUCACGGCGAGUGCAGAAGCGUCGCUCGGGCUUCCUUGCUCGUAAUACGAGCAGGAAAGGACGGCUGGUUAUUACUCGCCGGCGUCUCAAGGGCCGCAGGGCUAUGAGCUGGUAG
Molecule: messenger RNA, 429 nt
Organism: Penicillium oxalicum
Lineage: Eukaryota; Fungi; Ascomycota; Eurotiomycetes; Eurotiales; Aspergillaceae
Product: mitochondrial 54S ribosomal protein bL34m
Exons: 2
Coding region: 1-429 (142 amino acids)
Biological process (GO): translation
Cellular component (GO): ribosome; mitochondrial large ribosomal subunit
Molecular function (GO): structural constituent of ribosome
Source: RefSeq, a predicted model, not a curated record